ACACAUGACAUUCACUAUUUACGUUUGACGUUUCGCCUCUUUAUCAUGGUAAAUUUACUCUAAUCCCUUGUUGUUGUUGAGUCGUUUGUAACGUGUCUGUUGCAUUUGCAGAUUUUACAAUUGGUUCAUUGUCCAAAUCUGAAAAUAAUGAACAUUUCAAAUCAUCAAAAUUCGCCCCAAUAUCAAGAGUGAGUGGAAAAACAUCCGUAGAUGUCAAUUGAACUGCACUCGUAGCAUAAACGAAAUCGAAUUGAUGAGCAAAUAUUUUGGAAUUUUCCGAUCUUGUUUUUGGUCUUGAUCUUGAUUUUGGUCAUUAGCAAACGAGUUAGUUAUACAGCCGAUAAUAAAACGUUGCUCAUCUAUCGACAAGCGUCAAAUUUCGGAGGCGAUAAGCCAACAAGAUUGUGUUCGUGAAAAGCGAUUUUGACAUUUCCAUUCACAUAAACAGUGAUAAUAAAAUAAACCGUAAACCUUUUCACCAGUGUAAACAAAUGCGAUGGUCCGAUAAGUAAAUAUAAAAAAUAAUUUGGCAGCGUUAGUUUUUGCCUAUUGGCAAACAGAAUCUACUUUGUGCGUUUAUGUACACAAAUCGAACGGCAUGAUUACAAUGUGAUUAAAAGUGUAUGCGUGUGUAUGUAUUUGUACACGACGUGAGACAGAGAGCAGCUGGAGCACAAAGGUUUGUUGCCGAUAGUGUGUGAUCGAAAUGGAGGUCAAUCCAUUGAGUAUAAUUUUGGUGAAAUCGGACAGUAAAGGCGAUCGCUUACUGUUCCGAUAUCCAUAUCGUGUCGAAUCGAAUGAAACGAGUUACCAGAAUAAACGAAGAAAUCCAUACUCAAUACCCGCACAAGAAGAUAUUUUACAAAGUCCACCGCCACAAACAUCGAACAUUCAUCAAGGGCAACUGUCCGGCUUCACAGAUGAAGUACUUUCAACAUUGUUUGCUGUUAAAGCCGAAUUAUGUAAUCAAAAAUUCGAGCUCAAAGUGAACGAUGUUCGUUUUGUGGCCCAUCCGACGCUGAUGCAAUCGAAAAUUGGCAAAGAAGAACCGAGCGGCUCAUCGAUUUUGAUAAACAUUGUUUUUGCUCUGUAUGCACAAGCCAGCUAUUCCAUUGUUAAGUGCUACUAUGAACUCAGCAAGCGACUGGGAAAUGCUUUGGUGUAUGAGGAGAAUCGCGUCGGCUAUCUUACUGAUGAAAUGAAGCUCAUCCUUAAGACACACGAUGAAGUAGCCGAGAACAUUGAAGAAGGGCGUUCAUUGCGUGGCAUCACAGCGUUUGAUCAGAUUUUGGAACGAUCUUCUUUGGCUUUGUGUCUUAAAACGAUUUACCAAGAUUUAUGCUCGACGGGCCUGCUAAACAUAACCAUAAAUCAGUUCAUAACGUUGAGUUUUUGUUUACCUCAAAAAGCGCAUCAAUUCCACAAGAAGGGAGUGGUGGUUGAACCGGAGGCAAUCGAUCGUUGCCUCAAAUCGCUCAAACCAUAUCACGGCAUGCUAUUGUUAGUCGACUACACUGAAUUGCUGGAUUGUGUACCACCAUCGGGUGCGGUCAUGCUAACCAAACUAUUAAACGCUUAUAAUCCUUUUAAAACGUUGCAAAACAUUGCGACCGAUGCAGAUUUUGCCAUCAAACAUGUGUACGAAUUGGUGGGUCAUUUGGUGUAUUGGGCCAAAGCAACGAUUAUCUAUCCAUUAUGCGAAACAAAUGUCUAUGUUAUCGCACCGGAUGCGCCUUUGCAUAAUCAUUCACCAUUGGCCGAAAAAUUUUAUGCCAAAUUUUCCAUGAACUUAUUCGAAGUCAUCAGUGAAUUUUCGUUGCCAACUUCCAUAGGCCAUUUAACCACUCCGUUACAAUAUCCAACCAAACAGGGUACACUCGUACAAAUGGUGCUAUGGAUGCUUCAACAUCAUUUACUAAUGCAAUUGCAUACAUACGUUCAAUUUAUGCCAACCGAUCAUGGAGAAUGCAUCAAGGCAGUGGAACCAGUGGCCAGCACAAAUUCCGUGAAUGAUAGUGCAAAUGUCAUUACACAAAACAAUCCAUCUAAUAUGGAAGAUUCAAUGGAAACACUCGACGAAUCGUCCGAACUAUCGAAUGGUGCCGAAAAUGGUCAAGUAUUUGGACCAAUGAGCAUCGAAUCGAGUCAACCAAUGCCCGUACCAAAAAAUUCCUGCUGUCGAUCGAUAAGCGAAGAUCAUUAUUCAGAAAUUGGGGCCGAUUCAAAUAUAUCCGAUCACAUGGGUGUUCCGGCUGGUUCAAGCAACAAAUCCAACUACAGUAUCAGUCAGUCGGAUACAAUGAGUACGGAAAAUUGUGAAAGUCUUGCAUCGAUGGAGGAUGAUGAUAAAAUCAAGGAGCUACUGAUGGCGUUCCAAGAGCCGGGGCGAAGCGCCGUAAGAGACCUUCCAGCCGCAUCGAAUGUGGAGGAUCUUACACUUAUGGUGAAAUUAUAUCAAGCCGGUUAUUUCAAGGGUGAGCACCAUCUCGAAGAGAUAAUGUAUUUUGAAAAUCUCAGACGCUCACAAUUGCUGCAGCUUUUAGAUAAAUUUCGUGAUGUUUUAAUUAUCUACGAGACAGAAGAUCCGGCUAUCGCAACACUUUACACACAAACCUAGCAUCGACAUUGAUUGACGCAUCAAACCGACUAAUAUCAAUUAGAAGUCGCUGUGAAGUGAGUGAGAAAAACACAAGCCGCUUGGUCAAUCGUCACGACAAUUUAAAUAUACCGCUAGAUUGUUCCAAAGCAAGUUCAGGUGGGUCAUUCAGAGAGAAUAUAAACAACUACAAAAUCAACUCGUUGUUAUUUGUUUCAAA
Messenger RNA from Sitodiplosis mosellana (orange wheat blossom midge), 2816 nucleotides. It is a transcript of the gene Nprl3, whose product is annotated as GATOR complex protein NPRL3. The record is from RefSeq and is a predicted model, not a curated record. Lineage: Eukaryota; Metazoa; Arthropoda; Insecta; Diptera; Cecidomyiidae. Gene Ontology annotation, cellular component: GATOR1 complex. Gene Ontology annotation, biological process: positive regulation of autophagy; TORC1 signaling; cellular response to amino acid starvation. The transcript has 4 exons. The coding region runs from base 707 to 2617 and encodes 636 amino acids.